CUUCGAACUUCUCGGGCGACUCUCCCGAUGUCGUCAGAGGAGCCAGGCCCUGGCCUCGACGGCGCGGACGAGCGAGACGCUCUGCCAGCUCCAUCGAACACGAUCAACGGCAGAUCACCUCGAGACUGCAUCAAGUUCUUGCUCGCUACAGACAACCAUGUAGGAGCACACGAGCGAGAUCCGAUCAGAGGAAUGGACAGCAUCAACUCGUUUAGAGAAGUCGUCGACCUGGCAGUUGCCAAUCGAGUCGACGCUCUCCUGCUCGCCGGCGAUCUCUUCCACGAGAACAAACCCUCGAGGAUUUCGUUGCAUCAGGUCAUGGCCAUCUUGCGCGAGAGAUGCUUCAGUCGGUCAGAGGUCAACCUCGAAGUCAUUAGCGACUUGGGACUCGAGGGCGGCGCGUACAGCGAGGCCUUCCCUACAGUCAAUUAUGAGGACACCAACAUCAACGUCGGCUUGCCUGUCUUUUCCAUUCACGGCAACCAUGACGAUCCUCAAGGCGCAGGACCUGAAGGAGGAGCGCUGAGCGCUCUAGAUCUGCUCUCCGUGUCUGGCCUCAUCAACUAUUUCGGCCGUCAAGAAUUGCCAGGUUCGACCAUAACGGACUCGCAGGCCAAAGAGCAAGGCAUAGAGAUCAAGCCGAUCCUGCUCAAAAAAGGAAAGACAAAGCUGUGCAUGUACGGCGUGGGCAACAUGCGCGAUGAGCGAUUCCAUCAGGAACUCCGUGCUGGCCGUAUACGGUACAUGAAGCCACAAGAUCAGGCAGAAGAGUGGUUCAACCUCAUGCUCAUACAUCAGAACAGGGCUCCGCGCACGCAGCAGUCCUAUGUGCCUGAGAAUGCGCUCGAUAGCGACAUUGACCUCGUCGUCUGGGGACACGAGCACGACUCCCGCAUCAUUCCAGAGACAGUACCAGGUCGUCGCUACUUUAUCACCCAGCCGGGCAGCACUGUCUCGACGUCUCUCAUCGAGGCCGAAGCAGCACCCAAGACGGUAGCACUUCUGAGCAUCCAGGGCAAGGAUUUCCAAAUCGAUCCCAUCGUCUUGCGAACCGUUCGACCGUUCAAGUACAAAGAAAUCAGUCUGGCCGAAGUGCAAGAGAACGACGAGGUAGAGCUCAACAGUCGAGCUCAGAUCACAAAGUUCCUCAAGAGCCAGAUUCAGAUGCUCAUCGCCAUAGCCAGUCAAGAGCACCAAGAGCUGAACGAGGAUCCCAAUGGCUCGCCUGUACCGCCAAUGCUGCCUCUCAUUCGACUCAAGGUCGAUUUCAGAGCCUCGUCAUCGGUAGAUGAGGGCACUCCUGACUUCGACGUGCCCAACUCUCAACGCUUUGGCCAAGAAUUUGCAGGCAAAGUCGCCAAUCCAAAGGAUAUCGUCCAGUUCUAUCGAUCCAAGAAAGUAGCGGCGAAGAAAUCGAUGAGAGUCGUGCCUGAUCAGCCAGACCAAGUCGGCCUAGAAGAUGUCGAGCCCGGUGCUCGCGCAGAGAAGGUUCAGGUCGAGACGUUUGUACGACAAUAUCUCGAAGCGCAGCAUAUGGAAAUACUCGACCAGACCCACUUUGGUCAGGCCGUAGAGAGCUUCAUCGAGAAGGACGACAACAAGGCGAUCAGCGAAUUUGUUGGGGCUAUGCUCAAGUCGCAAAGGAAGCAGCUCUCUGCCAAUGCAAGCUAUGCAAGAGAUCGUACAACAGAAGUAGAUCAGAUCGAAGCUUUGGUCGAGAAGACCAAAGCGGCUGCAGCUGCCUCGCUACAGGAAUUCGGCUCGACGGCCGGUAAGAAGAAAGGCAAGAAUGCAGCAGUAAAUGAUGAAGGCUCCGAUUCAUUCGAUAGCGACUUUGACAGACCUUCUGAUGGCGACUUCCGCAAGACGCCGCCUGCCAAAGGCAAAACGAGAGCGCCCGCAAAAUCCAGGGCCAAAUCGCCAGCGCUCUUUCGAGACGAAGAUGACGAAGACGAUGAUGAAGAAGAGCUCGAAUUACCAUCGGCGUCCAGGAAGCCUGUAGCAAAGGGCAAGCGUGCUUCGCCUGCUACGACCCGAAAGCCGGCCGCGAAGCCUCGUGCAAGGAAAGUCGCUGAGCCUCCGCCUUCGGCCAUGCCUCGUGCUCGUCGCACUGCUGCUACCGACGCUCGCAAGAGAACGCAAGCUGAGCAAGACGACGAUAGUUCAGACAUUAUCGAGCUUGAUGACUAGAUGCGCAUGCUCCGUGCAUGUGUUGUUGUACAACCAAGAAAAAGUGCAUGCAACAGUACUGCUUACAUACGG
This is a messenger RNA of Mixia osmundae IAM 14324, 2262 nucleotides long. RefSeq lists its product as uncharacterized. The transcript is spliced from 11 exons. Lineage: Eukaryota; Fungi; Basidiomycota; Mixiomycetes; Mixiales; Mixiaceae. The coding region runs from base 28 to 2190 and encodes 720 amino acids. Gene Ontology annotation, biological process: telomere maintenance; mitotic G2 DNA damage checkpoint signaling; mitotic intra-S DNA damage checkpoint signaling. Gene Ontology annotation, molecular function: 3'-5'-DNA exonuclease activity; DNA endonuclease activity; manganese ion binding. Gene Ontology annotation, cellular component: nucleus; Mre11 complex. The record is from RefSeq and is a predicted model, not a curated record.